This is a messenger RNA of Lepisosteus oculatus (spotted gar), 5137 nucleotides long. Lineage: Eukaryota; Metazoa; Chordata; Actinopteri; Semionotiformes; Lepisosteidae. The record is from RefSeq and is a predicted model, not a curated record.
GGCCGGCUGCCCUGCCGCGGCGAGGCGCCGCCGCCGUACGAGCUGUCCCGCUCGCUGGAGGACGUGGUGAGGGACCUGGAGGACCGGCUCCUGGAGAAGGAGCAUGAGCUGAAGCAGAUGAGGAGGAACCUGGACGAGAGCGAGGACGCCAUCGCGCAGGUCUUCGAGGGUAAGCAGAGGCUGUGGGAGAAGGAGAUGGAGGAGCUGAAACGCCUCUACUCCAGCAAGAUGCGCCAGGUUUCCCAGCAGUCCCAGCGGUCCCAGCGCACCCUGCAGCUGCAGGUCUACAAGGCGCAGCAGGAGAAGCGCAGGCUGCAGGAGGACCUGGAGGCCCUGCAGAAGGAGUGCCAGAGCCUGAAAGCCCGGAGUUCUGGCCUCCAGCAGGAGCAGGACAGCCCCAGGCUGGAGGAGACUAAGUGGGAGGUGUGCCAGAAGUCUGGGGAGAUCUCCCUGCUGAAGCAGCAGCUCCGCGACGCCCAGGCCGAGGUGACCCACAAGCUGGGCGAGAUCUUCCAGCUGAAGACGCAGCUGCGCGAGGCCCGGGCGGAGCUGCGCGCCAGGGACGGCCAGAUGGAGGCGCUGCGGCAGACUCUGCGGGGGGCGCGCCGGGGGGACCGGGAGGAGAAGCAGCAGGAGGAGGAGGAGGAGGAGGAGGCGGCGAGGAAGGCUCGCUUCUGCCCACUAGAGGAGGAAGAGGAGGAGAGGGAGGCAGGGGAGGAGAGGCCGGGCAGGGGCGGGCAAGGCACCACCGAGGAGAGGCUGCGGGCGGAACUGCUGCUGGAGAGGAGGCAGAACGAGGCCCAGGCCUCCACGUUCGAGGCCGAGCGCCAGACCUGGCAGGCUGAGAAGGAGAAGGUGAUCUGCUACCAGAAGGAGCUGCAGGCCAGCUACCUGGAAAUGUACCACAAGAACCAGGCUCUGGAGAGGGAGCUGCGAGAGCUGAGAGGCGGCAGCGGAGGCGGCGCGGCGCCAGGGGCCGACAGGCCGCUCCCAGGCCUGCCCUGGAUCGAGAGGAUUGAGUCUUCGGAGAUAUAACGCCCACCACUGCCAGCACAGGCGAAACCCGCUCCCCUGUCGUCACUUACGGCCCCCUCUCCUCCCUGGGGUGUCAUGCCCUCCUGCUGCUUUUGUGUGUUCUGGGGUGGAGGGUCUGGGGAUUGUCCACAUGCACAAGUGCUCCUGGCUCGGAAACGACGCCCGCUGAAGGUUGGCACCGGUUCGAAAGCAGACCCUGCCACGGCUGAGGGUGUGCCAGGGCAGAGGUGCUACGCAGAGGCACGGCAGACCAGCCCUGACGUUGUGACGGCGCUCCGUCCAGCGUGUCGCUUCCGAGAUGAGCGCGACGGGAUUUGCAUGACUCUCCCGGACACUCCCCUCGCGGUGCAUCGGACACCAGUUCACACACCGCCCGGAAUCGGCCAAGCAGGCCCACACCAUGCAGGCCACAACAGCUGGCCUUCUCCAGAGGGGUGAGAGCUGUUCAGGCUUCCCAAAGGACAAACGCCAAAAAAGGCAUGGGCAGCGUUUUCCUCCUGAAAAUGCACAAAUGAAGUACGCAACUAAAGAUCUCUGAAAAGAGAUCCAAGACUCUUUGCUGCCCGUCCUUCGUGACUAACUGUUUAAAGAAAUGGCUUUAAGUACAUUUGGUGAAUGUAAUUGUUUGUGGAUGACUUGGAGCUGGAGGAGUUUGGCUCUUGAGAAAGUGUGAGAGCUACUGACGCCGCAUGUUUUUUUGCAAAGCUGGUAUAGAUCAGGGGGUGGUAUCAUGGAGCAAUAGAAAAAGGGAUUCUCUUUUUUCCGUUAUUGGUACAAUACGUCUGACUGCCACAGCCUUUAGGAAACAUUCUGGGCUGUUCUAUGUAAUUAAAAAAGGGAGAAUUAGACUUGGGAAUUUUGAAUGAACUCUGUCUUCCCCAAGAUAUCGACAAGUGUCUCAGCACUGCCUCUGAAUUAAUAAAGCAUUGAUGACUGGAGUUCCCCCAGAAGUAAAAUAUUCCACACAGUUUCUGGUGUUUGGAGGGACAGGAGGAUUCUCGCUAGAUCGCCAAAACAGGUCUGCGUGUUUCACAUGCAGUUGGAUUUUAAGGUGAUUCUUAGUUUCCCGCGCUGUCUCACUUUAAAUCCAGAUUUAGGGCAUGGGACACCUUACGUUCCGCUGAAUUCACCGGUGCAAUUCUCGGUCCCAAAGUCAAGCCCACGUGGUAGUAGAUGGUCACUUCUUGAAAGCUGACCGCACUCUCUGUGUUCCCUAGGGAGGUGCAGAGUGACUCAUGUCAUGUGACUCAUGUCGGAGUGAUUCAGUUAUCACCAGAAACAGGUGAUUUUCUGGCCACUGGGGUUACUGUCCCUGUCCUAGAUGUUAGUGACAGGUAUGCACUGAGGUGGAGGAUCUCUGUUCUGUACAAUGUAUGGUAAUGCAGUCAGAAACUCUCGCCAUACUGCGAUAUGAUCCAGUAUCUCAAGUGCAAAGCUGUGCACUCCUUUGAAUGUAGGAAGUUAAAGGAAACUGGUACACCGCAACACCUGCACUGUAUUUUAGGGCUGAGCUCAGAAGCUCAUGCAAUAUAAGAAGGGCUCCUGACUGGUGUGUACUAAUGCCAGGAUAGUUUGUCCUACAGUGUUCUUUUCCCCUGUAAGAACAAAUGGAUAAGCAAAAACAUCAAAUUAACAAAACUCUUUUCACCCCUUAAAAACAGUCAAAUAUGGACCAUUACUAGAGUCCUUCAUACAAGUGCAUUAGUGUGUAAGAGCAAAUGGGUUUAAUAGCAUCUUUUUAACUGCAAAUGCACCAUUAAUCCCACUGCUGUUCCUUUUCAGCUUAUGCAUCCCUUUUUGACAUUUAGAUACUCACAAAGUGGUGUGCUAAAACACCAGACUUUCAAACAGAAGAGUUUCUGUAAAAUGUGGAGCAGUGUUCUGGACUUGUAACUGGACUUUUGUGGGUUCAAAUCCCGGAUAAAACACUGCUGUCAUAUUCUUAAGCAAGGUGCUUCACUGAACCUGCUCCAGUAGAAUUCCCAGCAGUCUAAAUGGGUCCAAAUACAAGUUGCUGUGCGUAAAGGAGUCAGCCAAAUUAGUAAGUGCAUUGCAAUUUUGUUAACACCUAUUAACUGUCCUGCUCCUCUGAGUUCUCACCACUGUGUCUUUCUGCCUCUUUCAAGGCUAAUAACACAACAGAAACGGUUUAAGAUUCCAGAAGAAUAAAGCUCUUCAGAAAGCAGGACUGUUCCAUUUAGUAAUCAUCUCUGUCCUGCACAAUGUGUCAGAACUGUAAAGAUGAAUCUCUCUCUCCCGAUUUGAUUUAAACAUAUAAGUGUUCAUUUUAAGAUAUAAUGUGUUUAACAUAAAAGAAUAAUUAAUUCUAUAUUUGUUUGCAUUAAACAGAAGAUCUCCAGACAUAUCUCAAUUAUAGCUGGUUUUGUCAUCAUCGAAUAACUGUGAUUCAGCUUCAUAACUUGCAGCUUAACAGUUCUGAUUUAAUCUCUGAAGGUGUGUAUGAAGGACAUGAAUAAACGUUGGUAUUUGACAGCCACGUGUAUAAACUAAUAAAACAUCUGUAUGUCAUGAAUUGAAUGAACAGAUCAAAUGUGUUGAUUGGCUAACAGUCUUUCUGUUGGGAGAAACUGGAGAUUGACGGAAGACUGUAAACCCAUUGUAUGGAUAUCUGAUGCCAUCAUUAAUGUUUCUUGCAGCUUGAAACGCUUAACGAGCCUGUGACUGAAGAUGCAGUCGCAGAGUGGGUGUCCGGGGAAAGAGUGUGAUGUCCCCCUGCACAGUUCCUUAAAAAUGCCUUUUCUUUUUUCCGGGACGAGCCAGCUUGUCUUGGCUUUCAAAUUCUGUCACUGGCCGAAGUGCAUAUGAGCCCAUAUCCGAUCCGAGUAUAGUAAAGCCAUCUACAAAUUGGUGCGAAUCUGAGAUUGAUAAUGGCAUUGGCCCUCUUGCUCCUGGAAAGCGAAGGUGAAGUAAGCAGGGGACAGUGUAGACUAGUGAGCAAGCCUGUGGACUGGUAACAGUCAGGCUGCAGGCACGAGUCCCUCCUGUAGACACGCUGCUUCUGCUCUUGAGUUAUUAAACUUCUCCCAGUCUAAUAACCCUUCAACACAAUGAGUACAGUGAAGGUACUGUACUGUGCUCUGCGGGAGCAGUCACGUUAAUUAUUUUGGCCUUCUGUGUUAAACAACCGUGGGACAGCUUAGUGUAAGAGCAAGACAGUGUCGGGGAGUCCUAAAUCUUCUACUAAUAAAAAGAAAAUAAAAACAUGCUGUGACUUGUGAGCAAAAACUCUUAAUGAAAUCCAGAAGAAUUAUUCCACACGUGCCCUCUGAGACCCCAUUUAGGAAUAGAAUAUACCUACCAAAACUAGAUGUACUCAAUUACUAUGAAAUUAAAAUGGCUAUGACUUCAUAAGAUAAAUAUUUUACCCAUCAACUGGAAAGUAGAAACCAGAUGGCUAUCCAGGCAUAAAAAUCCACUCAGUGCUUCAUUCAAUAAACUUCCCCUGCAAAGUAAAGUACUUGUCAACUGAUAAUCUGCUGCAUAACUUUAAAAAAUAUAUGUAUAUCUAAGUGGCCACAAGCUUCAGGAGAAGACUUUUAAGAAUCCAUCUCUCCUGGUGGUGUUUUGUUUGUCACCCUGACGGGCGUGCACAUCUCCAUACCGGCCGAUGCGGUUUUAAAAUGUGCCCCUUUUACGAAACCCCAGGACUACACAGUAGUUUUGUUAAUUCCUGGAAAAGGAAUUCCAAUGUUUAUCACGGCGAUGAUCAGAAAUCUGGUUUCAGUCAUUAGGUUCCCAUGGAACUGAGGCUGACAAACAUUUACCUCCGGAGACAGGCAUUCCAGGUUCCACGAAAGAAUCGGGAAGAGCAGAUAAUUAGAGGCAGGGUAUCGUACCUGGAUGAGGUAACACAUUCUUCCCCUCGCAAACCACAUACCCUCAGAGCCUCAAGCAGUGUUUGGCAGUAUUGUAUCCAGAUGACUAAAAAGCUACCCUUCAACUGUCAUAACAAUUUUAAUGCUUCGUCUUGCAAUAGAGACACGUUUAUUUUAAACGAUGGGUAUUAAUUAAACAAAGUGCCAAGUAUAUAAACAUUGUGUACCAUGCUGUUAGAAAAUAAAGGACAUUUUCAUGAAAACUA